UUGUAUGAUAGAUUUCUCUGUUCAGCAUGUUUUGUUGACGUAGAUGAUCAUCUGUCGACGUAUGCAGUUUUUCCCGAAGAUCAACCAGUCAACUCUUUACGUGCCAUCAUUGUCGGCGACACAGGCGGUUUACCAGUAUAUCCAUACUAUACCUACGCACAAUCGAAAGUUGCUGGAGCGAUGACCGACCUGGCCAUGAGAAAGAACGUACAGUUCAUCAUCAACGUUGGCGAUAACUUCUAUUUUACUGGUGUCAGCAAUGAGUACGACAAACGAUUCGAGUCAACCUUUGAAGACAUCUAUUCUACUGAUGCACUACAAGUUCCGUGGUAUACAAUCGCCGGAAAUCACGACCACUUCGGUAAUGUUUCAGCGCAAUUGACCUACACCAAAUACAGUCGAAAAUGGCAUUUUCCGAACCUCUACUACAAACUAUCCUUCCGCGUUAAUGGAACCAUAGUCGAUAUUUUGAUGUUGGACACAGUCAUGUUGUGCGGUAACACGGCCGAUGUUGAAAAUGGUGGUCUGGUUGAUCUACUAUGGAACGGAUCUCAUGAUCCUGAAGGACCUAGUGAUUUCAACAAAGCUGACCACCAGUGGAAAUGGAUCGAGCGUCAUUUGAAUGCGAGCAGUGCUGAGUAUCUGUUCCUGUUCGGACACUAUCCGAUUCAUUCGAUCUCCACACACGGACCAACUCAUUGCCUUGUUGAAAAGCUCGACCCGCUUCUCAAACGCUACAACGUCUCUGCGUACUUCUGUGGGCACGAUCAUACUUUACAGCACAUUGUCUACCCCGGUGACGCUAAUCAUUUGAUUCAUUACGUCGUCUCCGGAGCUGCUUCACGCUCGGAUCCUUCACAAAAACAUUUGGACAGUGUUCCAAGCGAAAACCUUAAGUUUCACUAUCCAACGUCCUGGAACCCCUUAUCACAGCUCGGAUUCUCAAAAGGUGGAUUUGUCUACAUGAAUAUCGACGAGCAUCGCGCUGAGCUCGUAUUUUUGAACAGUAAAGGAAAGGAGAUAUACCGCACCUCCAUUGAUCGCCGAUCAAUCGAUUUUACAAAACAGUUUAGGGAUUCCUAA
Angiostrongylus costaricensis is the source of this 1083-nucleotide messenger RNA. Lineage: Eukaryota; Metazoa; Nematoda; Chromadorea; Rhabditida; Metastrongylidae. The record is from the annotation of a GenBank genome assembly.